UUCUCGUCUAUUAGCCACCGAUACCCACCGUCAACGAUAUCAAUAUCUCCACUCGAUAUUUUCCACAAGAAAAGCUCACCCCAACUGAUCGUCAACUCAACUGGAUGCGAGAUUUUGUCGUAAUCCUCAGAUGCAGGGCUCUGCCCCCGUCUCCAGCAGCUGAAACACGCCACUCCUGUCCUCUACACGUCCACGGCCUUCACACGUACUGAGCCAUGACCACCCAGAGAGAUCUUGAUAUGGUGCACCUGCGCCUCAUCCUGGUCAGUGGAAAAACUCAAGACUUCACUUUCUCCCCGAAUGAUUCAGCCACAGACAUCGCCAAGCACGUGUUUGAUAACUGGCCCGCAGGAUGGGAGGAGGAGAGGGUGAGCAGUCCGAGCAUACUGCGCCUCAUCUUCCAGGGACGCUUUCUUCACGGCAACGUUACCCUGGGAGCUCUAAAGCUGCCAGCGGGCCGGACCACCGUCAUGCACUUGGUUGCCAGAGAGACUCUUCCAGAGCCCAACUCUCAUGGUCAAAGGAACAGAGAAAAAACUACAGAGAGCAACUGCUGUCUCCUCUUGUAAAGCAACAGAAAUGACCCCCCUUUUAGUCCUUUCCCUUCUUCACAUACAUACAUACAUUCACACACAAAACCUCCAUAUAAACAUGCAUACACCUUGAUCUCUCCUGCCUGUCAUCCUGUCAGAUCUGGAUUUAUAAUAAAUCACAGGAAGUUUGGUUUGGGAUGUCAUCCGCUUUGGUUGAACACCGAACCGAGGCUUUAUUUUGUGCCAAUGUGUUGACUUGUUGCCCUAAAACUUAAUUAUUUUUUUAUUUUAUUUUGAAGAUGAUGACGUUAAACAGUACCUACGAUCCCUCACUGACAUGUCCGCUCCUGGACAAGUUUAACAGAGCUGUCAGGAACUCGUCACUCUUCAUGGACACAGAGCCGUUUAAAAGGAUUUAAGGAUUUGUGGGCUACAACCCUUCCCUCAAAGUGACAUGGAUGUUUACCCGGGUCUUACUGAAUGGUUUUAACCCUCUCGUUGCACUUAACCAGUUUGUUCAUUCAGAAGUGUUUACUGUGUUUCAUUGCAUCUUUUCCCCCUAUUUCAUUUGUCUGUUUUCUCUUGGUCAGAGGAGCAGACCUUUAUUCCCUUAACGUGGUAGAAAAUGUGCCAUCCUCCUCAUGAGACUGUUUCUGCCUCUCACUGACUGAACCGUUUGGCUUUGUAUCAGCAACGAUGGCGUUUGUGCCAUGACCUUUAUGCCUGUUUGUUCUCGGAAACUGGACCAAUUGAGAAAGGACUUUUAUUUCGGAGGAGCAGUGUCAACACCUGAGGGGGAUGUACUGUCCUCGAGAAACAGGAGCAGACCCUGUGCGAGGUUUGCAAAGAUGGAGUCGGGAGGAUUCUGUGGAUUGCUCGUGUCUCUCUGGCUUUAACUUUAAAGGACUAGACCGUCAGAGGUUCAUCACAGCGGGCCAGUAAAACGCAGACAGGAGAAGCGGUUGAAGAUGAGAGGAGUAUUGUCAUUGUGAGACCCCCCCUCUAAUAGACACUGAAAAUGAGGAAAAGGGAGAUCUUCUCCCAUUUGGAUGAAGAAUUUAAAGGAAAGUUUUGGGUGGUGUUUCACCUCCUUUUUCAUUUGGAUGCUGUCUUUACUUCUUGUUUGCCUUUUAUCGUGGAAUUCAGUAAUAUCAUUAAAUAAUGAAAUUUAAAUAUAUCAAUUUUUAUCUUGUGUAUAGGUAUUUGUUCAACUUCAGUGUGGGUGAGUUUGUGUGCGCGAGUGUGUCUGAGGGUGUGUGAUGCACGUGGCAUACUGUAUGAGGACUAGUGAGGGCAUGUGAUUUUAAAAAAAGGUGGUGCACUGGGAGUGUUGAUGGGCUGCGGUUUCUUCAGAAACAGUCGGAAACCUUUUGAUUCCUUCCAUUGAGUGUCCUUUGGUUUGUGUUUAUGUCAAUCAGUGUCACUGCUAUGAAGUUUAGCUCAGUAUGAAUAAAUGUAAAAAAAACUUAAAAUACAAUGUGGUCUACAUAAAAGCUUGUAUUAUAAAUUAAUAAAUCUUUAAAUAAGGCAAA
Labrus mixtus (cuckoo wrasse) is the source of this 2065-nucleotide messenger RNA. RefSeq names its product ubiquitin-like 3b (gene ubl3b). The coding region runs from base 216 to 569 and encodes 117 amino acids. The record is from RefSeq and is a predicted model, not a curated record. The transcript has 6 exons. Gene Ontology annotation, molecular function: protein binding. NCBI's taxonomy places the organism in Eukaryota, Metazoa, Chordata, Actinopteri, Labriformes, Labridae.